This is a messenger RNA of Aspergillus pseudonomiae, 2225 nucleotides long. Its product is annotated as DEAD/DEAH box helicase. NCBI's taxonomy places the organism in Eukaryota, Fungi, Ascomycota, Eurotiomycetes, Eurotiales, Aspergillaceae. The record is from RefSeq and is a predicted model, not a curated record. Gene Ontology annotation, cellular component: nucleus. Bases 495 to 2225 code for a protein of 576 amino acids. The transcript is spliced from 9 exons. Gene Ontology annotation, molecular function: RNA binding; RNA helicase activity; ATP binding.
CAGUAUCACCUGAAGUCCUUUCUAUAAGCCAGACCCCAUUUACUCACUCUGAUUCUGUUUCUUGCCGCACCGUCCAACCGAAGUCAGCUGCAUCCUGACAUUCACUGCUCCUCUGAGACCCUCCUAUUGGUGAGUACAAGAAAGUACAUAGUAGUAGUCCCAACCAAACAGCUCAUGCUCGGUGUGUAUCGCCCGAGAAACAUUUUAUUAUAUUCACUCUUCUGUUUGUUGUCUUUGCAACCCCGCACUCUCUUCCUUUUCCUCUUCCUAUUCCUCCAGCAACUUUCUUCCAUCUUUCCUUUCAUCCUUUUACCCACACUCUUCAAACCGAUCUUUGCUUCGAUCAAAAGUCGUCCCCCUCUUGCCUUCCGUCCAUGAGUGAACCCCUCUAAGUCUGUCUCCUUCUAUUUCCGCAGGGCUCAGCAUCCUGGAUCUGAACUAUAACGGCCAACCGCACAUUCUCUUCACGCGUAUUUCGUGUCCACGCAAACAUCAUGGAUACAUUUGACGUGUCCAACAUGGGCACUGUCCUUGAGGAUGUUACGCACACACAAAAUGCCAAAAAGGCUGAAGCUGCUAGUACUGCUCGCGAAAAAGGAUGGGUCGAGCCGGAGGGCUAUGACUGCUCCAAGUACAAUACAGCCCCUCCUGGGCCUCUCGCCAACCCUGGUGAGGGCACUGAGCCAGAACAGCGACAGCAGGAAAUCCCCGAGUGGGCGGCCAACGCAGCUAAAUACGAGUGGAAAGAUGAAUGCAUUUGCUGGAUACUGGCACCAAAAGCUGAUCUCCACAGUCUCCAAAACAUUGAAGUAGUUGCUGAAAGUCGAGAGCGUCCUAAUCCAAUCAAGAGUUUCGACGAUGCCGGACUGCAUCCUAUUGUGCGUGAGAACGUCAAGCUUUGUCACUACGAUAUUCCGACGCCAAUCCAGGCGUAUGCGAUCCCUGCUGUUAUGACCGGCCACGACCUUAUCGCCAUUGCCCAGACUGGUUCCGGAAAGACCGCAGCCUUCUUGAUCCCUGUCCUGUCGAAAUUGAUGGGAAAGGCAAAGAAACUUGCUGCUCCACGUCCAAACUUGGCAGACGGCUUUAACCCCAUCAUUGAUGCCGUCCGUGCAGAACCUCUGGUCUUGAUUGUUGCACCUACCAGGGAACUGUCGACGCAGAUAUUCGAUGAAGCACGCCGACUAUGCUAUCGCUCUAUGUUACGUCCUUGCGUUGUGUACGGUGGUGCUCCCGUACGUGACCAGAGAGACGAGCUGCAGAAAGGUUGCGACAUUCUCAUUGGCACACCUGGAAGGCUUUUGGAUUUCAUGGACAAGCCUCAUAUUAUGUCUCUCCGCCGUGUCAAGUACACCAUCAUAGACGAAGCAGAUGAACUUCUUCUUGCGGACUGGGAGUCUGACUUCAACAAGAUCAUGUCGGGUGGAGAUGUAAACGAGGAUGCGGACCACCGUUACAUGAUGUUUUCCGCGACAUUCAACAAGGAAUGCCGUCAGUUGGCCCGCAAGUUUCUCGCUGAUGACCAUGUUCGUGUUCGUAUCGGACGUCCUGGCAGCACUCACAUCAAUGUGGACCAGACUAUUGUCUACUCCGAAGAGCAUCUCAAGAAGCAGUGCCUCUAUGAUCUGCUUCUGGCGAUGCCCCCUUCUCGUACCCUGAUCUUUGUCAACUCCAAAGCACAGGCAGAUCACUUGGACGACUACUUGUACAACAUGGGUUUGCCCAGCACCUCCAUACAUUCAGAUCGUACUCAACGCGAGCGCGAGGAUGCCUUACGUGCUUUCCGUACUGCCAAAUGCCCCAUCCUUGUCGCGACAGGGGUUUCGGCUCGUGGUCUUGACAUCAAGAACGUCAUGCAUGUUGUCAACUAUGACCUUCCUCGCCAGGCCCACGGCGGCAUCGUUGAGUAUGUCCAUCGCAUUGGACGUACUGCCCGUAUUGGGAACGAAGGACUCGCUACUUCUUUUUACAAUCAUGACCGCGACUCGGACCUCGCCCCUGAUCUUGUUCGGCUUCUUCUUGAAACCAAACAGAAAAUACCUGACUUCCUGGAGUCCUACAAGCCUGGCGAUGGUGAGAAUCUCUUUGAGGAUGAUACCGACGAUGAAGACGAAGAAGGCGGUGGCGAAAAUGCGAACGAGGGCGCUGAGAGUAGCACCUGGGGUGGAAUUCCCAUGGGUGACACCGAAGAUGCCCCGGCCGCUGCCGUCAACUACGACUUCUAG